Adineta ricciae is the source of this 1443-nucleotide messenger RNA. NCBI's taxonomy places the organism in Eukaryota, Metazoa, Rotifera, Eurotatoria, Adinetida, Adinetidae. The record is from the annotation of a GenBank genome assembly.
AUGCGUCCAUCAAUCAAACAUCCAACAGUUGUUAUGCCUCGUCCGACAAAAGCUUCACUAGCUCGACAAACCAAAAUUCGAAGUUCGAUGUUAACUUCAACAACGAAUACAAUGUUGAAAUCCAUUCAAAAUGAACAGAUCAAGUCGGAAACUGAUCUGCGCACAGUCGGUUUAACGAAACGAACUGGUAUCAUUUCGAAAAAUCAUGUUGUUUUCAAACGGCGAAGAUCUUUGAACAAGCUCGCUGUCAUCGUUUCGGGUUCGUCAUUGGAUAAUUCAACAAGUGAUGGCGAAACGUUAAAACAAGUCAUUGUCGCUUCGUUAACUGAAAAUGUCAAAAAAAUGGAUUUGAUCGGAUCUGAUAACAAAGAGAACUGUUCUGUAAAAUCAACAAUCGCACUUCGUCAAAAAACACCCAAUCUCCUUCUGGAUAAUUAUCUUGCCGAACAAAUCCAUAUCGAACAAAUCGAGCCACCCUAUGUAAAUGAAGCAGGAAAUGAUGGUGACGAUGAACCAAUUGAUCCGUCCUAUGCUAUAGAUUAUAUUUCUGAUAUUAUGAAUUUAUUGUACACAUUGGAAAAAAAGUAUCCUGUCCGUUCAUCGUUUUUGACAAAUCCAUCAUUAGGAAUUAUAACAAUAGCGAAUGGAAGUGCAAUACGAUCAUGGAAACUAACCGCGAAACAUCGUUUGAUUGUUGUCGGAUGGCUUAUACAAUUAUUCUAUUCGCGAUUUCAUUUAUCUCAAGAUGCCUUACACAUUUGUAUUGGUUUACUCGAUCGUUUUCUUCAACAGUGUAUCACCGGAACAAAUGGAGACAAGAAUUUUGUCACUCAAAAGAAUUUACAAUUGAUCGCUGUUGCGACAUUUCUUCUAGCGGCAAAAGUGGAAGAAACACACCAUCCACCAGUCGAUGAACUUGUUUAUGUUACUGAUCAUGCUUAUACAAGUGAUCAAGUCAAACGAAUGGAAAAGAAAAUUCUUCAUGAACUACAUUUUGAACUCAAUCGACCGACAAGUCUCCAAUUUCUCCGCCGUUUUUCGUUUAUAUCGAGCUGUAGUGAUGAACAGCAUGCGAUUGGUAAAUUUCUUAUCGACAUGGCAUUACUCGAUGUGUCCUGUAUUGAUUUAUCUCCGUCAUUGAUCGCUGCGAGUGCCACGUACAUUGCUCGAUAUAUUCUCAAUCCAGAUCAACCAUCGCCAUUCGAAUACUGUUGGCCUCCUGAUCUACAACAACGUUCACCCUACAAAACUCUCCAAUCCUUAUCAAACGGUAUUCGAAUUGUAGCACAAUGUAUCGAUAAUUCUUUAUCAGGAACCAGUUCGAAGGAAUAUGAGAUUCUCGUCAAACGUUACGAUCAUGAACAAUUGUCGAAAGCAAGUGUUUAUUGUGCUCAACAGCGAAUGUUGAUUCAUCAAUUAGCGCAUGAAUCGUUCGAAAAAUAA